CCCGCCAUGCUGCUGGGCCCCUGGCUGGUGGCGGCAGCGGCGGUGGCGGCGGCGGGCGCCGGGGCAGGCUGCCCGGUGCUGUGCACGUGCCGCGGGCAGGCGGUGGACUGCAGCGGGCAGAGGCUCUUCUCGGUGCCCCCCGAGCUGCCGCUGGACACCAGCAACCUCAGCCUGGCUCACAACCGGAUCGCCAGCAUCCCGCCCGGGUACCUGGCCUGCUACGGCCAGCUGCGCGCCCUCGACCUGCGCAACAACUCUCUGUCGGCGCUGCCAGCCGGGCUCUUCGCCGGCGCCCACCGCCUGGCACACCUCGACCUCAGCCACAACAACUUCAGCCUGGUGCCGGCCGACAUGUUCCUGGAGGCCAGCGGACUGGUGCGCCUCGACCUCAGCCACAACCCCGGGCUGCGCCGCCUCCACCCCCAUGGCUUCCGCGGGCUGGCGCAGCUGCGGGAGCUGGACCUCAGCUACGGAGGGCUCUCGGCCAUCAGCCUGGACACCCUGGAGGGGCUGCCGGGGCUAGUGGGCCUCCGUCUGGGGGGCAACCCCUGGGUGUGCGGCUGUGCCAUGGAGCCCCUCCUCAAGUGGCUGCGGGGACACAUCCAGCGCUGCGCCUCGGAUCCGCAGCUGGCCGAGUGCCAGGCGCCCCCCGAGGUGGCCGGAGCCCCCCUGUUCUCGCUGACGGAGGAAAGCUUCCAGGCCUGCCACCUCACGCUGACGCUGGACGACUAUCUCUUCAUCGCCUUCGUCGGCUUCGUUGUCUCCAUCGCUUCGGUGGCCACCAACUUCCUGCUGGGCAUCACUGCCAACUGCUGCCACCGCUGGAGCAAGGCCAGUGAAGAUGAGGACGUUUAG
Messenger RNA from Indicator indicator, 855 nucleotides. RefSeq names its product leucine rich repeat containing 55 (gene LRRC55). The record is from RefSeq and is a predicted model, not a curated record. NCBI's taxonomy places the organism in Eukaryota, Metazoa, Chordata, Aves, Piciformes, Indicatoridae. The transcript is spliced from 2 exons. Gene Ontology annotation, cellular component: voltage-gated potassium channel complex. Bases 7 to 855 code for a protein of 282 amino acids. Gene Ontology annotation, molecular function: voltage-gated potassium channel activity; potassium channel activator activity; transmembrane transporter binding.